AUGAGUCAGGGAUUUGCUAUAGUACAAGGAACAGUUACAGGUGUGGAUCCAGCCAUGAACACUCAUCUGAAGACUGUGAAAAUGACCCUGAAGAAUGGUUCAGUGAGUCAGUUGGAUACUCUGAGCCUGCGAGGGAACAACAUCCGUCACUUUAUUCUUCCCGAUGCCCUGCCGUUGGAAACCCUACUUGUUGAUGACACACCAAAGGCCAAGAGGAAGCCUCCACGUGAGGGAGCACCGCGUGGUGGUGGCAGCGGCGGCGGCGGUGCUGCUGCAUUCGCUGGCCCCCGUGGUCGUGGCCGUGGACGUGGUGGUCCCCGAGGUCGAGGCCGUGGGCCAAGAGGGCGUGGCUUUAGGCGUUGAUCUCAGAAUCAUUUAUAACAUCUUUUUUGGACUCCCGUCUCGUGAGUUUAAAUUGGUACAUGGUACCUCUGAAAUGGACAAGUACUGCGUGGUACAUCGGAUAAAAUCAAUGGAUGUUUUCAUUUCUCAUCUCUCUUUCCUUUGAAUAAAACAUCAAUUGGCACAACGUGUUGUGCAACAUUCAGAAUGAA
This is a messenger RNA of Darwinula stevensoni, 554 nucleotides long. The record is from the annotation of a GenBank genome assembly. NCBI's taxonomy places the organism in Eukaryota, Metazoa, Arthropoda, Ostracoda, Podocopida, Darwinulidae.